UUAUUUUUGGGUUCUUUGUUUUCAGUUAGAAUUAAAUUUAGAAGUCGGCAAGAAAGCAGUAUGUUUGCUGUGCAGUGAAAGUGUUGCCGUGAUGAGAGAGUACGUUAGCCGCCAUUAUGCGACGAAACAUGCAGGCUAUGGCAGGCUAUGGCAGGCUAUGGCAGGACUUUAUCAGCAGCGGAACGGCAAACAAGAGCAACAGAACUGGACAGAAAACUUGUAAAGCAGCAGAAUGUAUUCGUAAAAACCAAAGUAGCCCAGAAAGCUGCUACUCGUGCCAGUUUGUGGUCGCAUACAACAUAGCCAAGCACAGCAAAUCGUUCAGUGAUGGUGAAUUUGUCAACAAGUGCAUACUCCAUGUAGCUGAUCAAGUCUGUCCACAACAGAGAAAGAAAUUUGAAGAAGUCAGUUUGUCGAGAAGAACUGGGGUUAGCCACAUUGAAGCAAUUGGUGAAGACCUGACAUCACAACUGAAAAGGCGGUUACCUUCAUUUCAGCUGUUUUCCUUGGCAUUGGAUGAAAGCACUGACAUCGAUGACACUGCACAGUUGCUCAUCUUUGUACGAGGCAUUUCAGAAAACUUUGAAAUCACAGAAGAAUUGUUGUCAAUGGAAUCAAUGAAAGACACUACUACCGGAGAAGAUAUUUUUAGAUGUGUGGAAAAUGCCAUGCAUACAAUGCAAUUACCAUGGCAGAAAAUGGUCAGUAGUACUUCCUUGCAUAUGUAGAUAAAUACGCGAUUAAGGUAUUGAUCCAGUAAUCUGGCCCGCCAAAGACUUCAUUUCCCCAUAUCCGGCCCGCCGACCGGAGAAGUUGCCCACCCCUGGCCUAUAUCAAAAUUGGAAGAGGUCCACAACACAAACUGGGGUGAAAGUCACAUGCAGGCAUAAUUCUCCAAAAUCAUCCACAACAGAUGGCUUGAGCUAAAAAUGGUGCUUUAUAUAUCUCUAAUUGUUUAGUCUCAUGCAUAGUUCUCAACCAUCUCUUGCCUUCACCCUCCAACCCUAUAUAAACAACAUUCACUUUUUUAUACUUUAAGUAUUCAGUUGCUCAGUUAUUUUGAAUUGCAUAAUUAACAGCUAUAGUAAGAGAUGAAA
Pomacea canaliculata is the source of this 1097-nucleotide messenger RNA. RefSeq names its product general transcription factor II-I repeat domain-containing protein 2-like. The coding region runs from base 117 to 728 and encodes 203 amino acids. The record is from RefSeq and is a predicted model, not a curated record. NCBI's taxonomy places the organism in Eukaryota, Metazoa, Mollusca, Gastropoda, Architaenioglossa, Ampullariidae. The transcript has 2 exons.